AUGAUGGGGAAACGUAGUAAAAAAAAGUUGCCGGGAGAAGAAGUCUUUGAAGAAACAACUGAGGAGGAAGAAGUUGACACCAGUGCUGAGGAAGAUUCUGAGAAAGAGCAACGCAAGUAUAAGCCGUACUUUGUAUCUGACUACAACAGGAGGUACCCUGAGGACUCUGUCCUCGUGGAAUUUGUUGUCUUUGUUGAAUCAAAUGAUGAAAGACCAAUCGGCACACGGGACAUGAAGUCUCUGUCCACACAUAUGAAGAGGUUCAAUAAAGGCAUUAAAUAUUUGCAAUCUAUGAAUAAAUACAAAAUAGGCAUUAAUUUUGAAAAGCCCUCUCUAGCGAAUGCAUUUUUAAAUAAUGUUACGUUUCUUAAUGAAUACAAAACGAAGGCAUCUAUCCCAGCUGUAGGGACAGAAAUAUCAGGAGUCAUAACUAAUGUUCCCACUAAUCUUUCUAAUUCAAGAAUUUUUGGUAUGUUAACGGCACAGGUGUAA
Parnassius apollo (apollo) is the source of this 492-nucleotide messenger RNA. The record is from the annotation of a GenBank genome assembly. NCBI's taxonomy places the organism in Eukaryota, Metazoa, Arthropoda, Insecta, Lepidoptera, Papilionidae.